AUCAGGGCCAACACAGAGGGCCCCCUGGGCUGUGGGCUGCUAUGGUGCUAACGGCUCUUUCCUCCCCAGCCUUCAUCUGCUGUUGGAGCCCGUACUUCCUCUUCAAUAUCUUGUACAAUUUCAGCCUCCUUCCAAACACUAAGGAGCGUUCCUACGCCUCUGUGAUCAUUCAGAACCUGCCGGCCUUGGAUAACGCCAUCAACCCCCUCAUCUACUGUGUUUUCAGCAGCUUCAUCUGCUUCCCCGGUGGGGAGCAAAGAUCACGGGAUUCCAGAAUGACAUGUCAGGAGAGAACUGAGAGGCAUGAGAUGCAGAUUCUGUCCAAGCCAGAAUUCAUGUAG
Delphinapterus leucas (beluga whale) is the source of this 341-nucleotide messenger RNA. Lineage: Eukaryota; Metazoa; Chordata; Mammalia; Artiodactyla; Monodontidae. The record is from RefSeq and is a predicted model, not a curated record.